Columba livia (rock pigeon) is the source of this 9786-nucleotide messenger RNA. It is a transcript of the gene STX11, whose product is annotated as syntaxin 11. The record is from RefSeq and is a predicted model, not a curated record. Gene Ontology annotation, cellular component: SNARE complex; plasma membrane; endomembrane system. Gene Ontology annotation, molecular function: SNARE binding; SNAP receptor activity. Bases 6578 to 7444 code for a protein of 288 amino acids. The transcript is spliced from 4 exons. Lineage: Eukaryota; Metazoa; Chordata; Aves; Columbiformes; Columbidae. Gene Ontology annotation, biological process: intracellular protein transport; synaptic vesicle fusion to presynaptic active zone membrane; exocytosis.
ACGCUGCGACGGCAGCGGCAUCUCGGGGAGCAGCGCAGCCGGAGCGGAGCGGAGCGGAGCGGAGUGGGGCGCGGCUGUCCUGCCCGGGUGCUUCUCUUACUUGCCAAGAUCAUCUUAAAUUUUCAACAUUUCUCCUCUCCUCGGCCACCAAAUGCUCACAUCCCCUCCCUUCCAGUUCAGUGUCACCUGGAGACUGUACAGGCUCAUGUUUUGUUCCACUCUCCAAGUUGCUAAAGGAAAACACGGCUAACCUCCAAGUGUGACAGAAACCCAUCAUAAUGUUGGCACAUUCAAAACCAGUUCUGAUGGUGAGAAGACAACUGCUGUGUCAAGUAUGAAGAUGCUGGACCAGAUACACUUUCCAUUAUCUUUUAUUUGGCCUAUCAAUUUUUUUUGACCCUUUGGUCAUCCCUGUAGUACAGGGAUGACAAAGCACAGUGCAGAAAUUACUGAGGCAAGGCUAAUUUGAUCCAAUAAACUAAUCUUGGCAACAAAUGCAGGGUUACCACUUUUAUGCAGUUUUGCAGAGAACCCAUUUCUGGUUGCACUGGCUGCUCCCUUCAAGAUGUGGCCCCGACAUGAGCCAUGUCUGGUGAGGAACAUUCCCAGGGAGUGGCAGUGCUGCUCCUGCCUAGGGCUGGCUCCUGGGAACCCACUUUUGGGGAGCAGGGGAGCUCUGCAUGGGCGGAGCAAUGCAGUUCAGUUUCUACAUCUGUUUUGAUAGCUUUUGCUGAUUGUGUUGAGUGUCUUGAUAUCUCAUCAAGCCUGUCACACAAAGUGUUUGGCACUUCUGAUCUAGACCAUAUUUCUGUAGUUUAUCACAGAGGCAAUGAUGUAACAUAGUGUGCCUUCAGAAGGCUUAUCACGCAUGCAGCUUUUGCUUUAUCUACCGUGAUGGUUAACCCAUUAAUUGCUAAGAUUAUUCCUGACAAACUCACAUUCACAAAAGCCAUGAAAGUACUGAAUGCUUCACGUUUUCCUGCUAUGUCUUUCCUCUGUGCUGUAUUUUGUAAGUAACAAAUUACUUACUUUUGAAAGCAAGAAUAAAGCAUGCUUGAACUUUGGAUAUGCCAAGUCAGGAACAGAUUCUCUAAGUACCACUGCCAAGUGUGUCCCUAAUUCCAUCUAUAUGUUGUCUAAACUUCACUGGUACUUUGAAUGUGCCUAAAAACACCCGUGGGUUGCUAAGUAGUGUAGAGUAGUUGCCAUAAAGUGUGCCAGCACCUGACAUGUCCUAGGACUGAGGCUGUGGGUAUGCAUGUGUGGCUCUGGGGGUUAUUUCCUGACUGAACUAUUAUGGUCCAGUUACAGUUGUGUAGAUUUUGCAGUAGGAUCCAGGACUGAGCUUUAUGUGUACUGGCCCACAUGAACAAAUGCCAAUAAAAUACUCUGUAUUUAGCAUUAAAGGGUUUUUUUAAAGUAAAGUGUACUUGAUCUCAGAUUAUAACAUUGUAUUACAAGCUCUAAAUAUAUGUGUGUUUUAAAAAGUAAUGUUAAUUUAAAAAUGUCUGUAGAACAUGUUUCUUCUGACUGAUGAUCACAUGCAACCUCAUAUUUCUACUUGGAUGCCAACAUAAUGUCUUAAUCACUUAUGAAUACCACUGUGUGGUAGCAAUAGUAGUUAUAUAAAUGUGGCACGUACAUAGCAAUUUUGCUGAGCCAAUGUGUUUCAGGGAAGCCGAGGUGAUUAAUUAGAUCAUGUAUAUACUCACAGCACUGUAGUGACAGCUCUGCCUGUGAGUGCGUUGUUUGGUUUCCUUGUGCCAUGACUCAUAACGAUGCCGAGGUGCAGUAAUUGCCAAGAAAUGCAUGGAUGGCUCGUUCACUGUUCAUAUUAGUGGCAUGGUUCUGUCUUAACUAUUUGCCAAGCUGGUGGAGGUACAGCUCACGCUCCCCUUGUCUCCAUCCAGGCCAAUUUUACUUGAAGACCUGAGUGUUGCCCACGGCAAGAAGGAUGGGCACACUGUGGUGGGCAGCCCACAGCACACUGUGUGUGCUGAAAAGCACUAAAGAGAGAGUCAUGGUGGGUUUGGUUUUCCCCCCACUUGGGUAAAAUACAAUGCCAUCUACUCGUUGUAAUGGUGCUCUGUUUUAGCAAGCCGUGCACAUUAAACUAGGACAAGGGGUAAUGGUUUUAAACUGAAGGAGGGGAGAUUCAGGCUAGAUGUAAGGAAGAAAUUUUUUACAAUGAGGGUGGUAAAACACUGGCUCAGGUUGCCCAGAAAGGUGGUGGAUGCCCCAUCCUUGGAAACAUUCCAGACCAGGCUGGAUGGGGCUCUGAGCAACCUGAUCUAGUUGAAGAUGUCCCUGCUCAUUGCUGGUGGGGGGGGGGGGGUGGACUAGAUGAUGUUUGAAGGUCUCUUCCAACCCAAACUAUUCUAUGAAAACUGCCUGGAGUCAGUUCAGAGGUCUCAAGGAUUCCAAGGAUUUAUCAGAUUUUCAAUAUCUGCAGUUGCUAACUAUAUAUUCUGUUGCUAGCAUCUUUAGAAAAAUGAAGUUGCUAAAUUUGGGGUGUGCAUUAGCCUUUCCUGUCCUUAACUUCCAUUUGUAUACAGAAGCAUGCUGACGACUGGAAAGAGUUCCCAGUUUUGGAAGGGGGUUCAAAUAAUGUACAUGAAGACUUAACACUUCUCAGUGGACCAUGUAGUGAAAAUGGAGAAAUUUUUUUUUGUCAACAGCCAUGGUACAGGCCCCCCUCCUGCCAAACAAAACCAAAUCUGGUUACAACUGCUCAUUAGUGUGACUUGUGAGAAAAAUGUCAAGAGGAGAUACUGAGAAUCCAUUUUAUCAUCUAUCCAGGAUUGGAAAUGUUUCAGUGGUGAUCCACAGCUCUCCAGUGAAAAUUCAGACAAAUAGCAGCAGUCCACCUAUAGUAGCAGUCCACCUUUAUAUAAAACAAAGCUGUCCUCUCCAAUGCAAGAAUAAUGUUUACUUAGCAUAUGCUACUGUGUAGUAACAAGUUAAAACUUCAGAUGUUUUUGUCAGUCUCAUCAUAAAUAUGUGAAUAAUGUGAUGCGUAUUAUGGAUGCAUUUAAUGCAUGCCAGCAGCUUCUCCUAGUUUUAAUACUGAUGCCUGGAAAACCUGAUAACCAGUCUGUUGAAAACACAAAGAUGGUUAACCUUAUUAAAUACCUCUAGGAAGUAUGAGAUGCACCCUAGAUCCUUGAAUUUAUAAUAUGCUGUUGUACAAAAAUUGGAAGUUACUUUAUGUUGAAGAGAUUGAAUACUGGUAAAGAAACUGGGAUAAGUCAAAGAAGAACCUCCAAAGCUAUCAGUAUUCCAAUAAUUAUUGCUUUACUGCCUCAUUACUUGAGACAGAGGCAACAAACUAUUUGAAUGUUAAUUUCCAUCUCAUCCCCACAUCUCCCUCCCAGGCCUUUCCUAGCCUUCAUGGUAGGAAAGGAACCACUGGAGACUUGGAGAUCCUGACAACUGCAGAAAUAGUCUGAUAAGAAUUGAGCCAUCCCUACUUCUCUGAAUAUAUCGGCUUGCAAUAAAUAACUUGUUCUGGUGCAAAUGGAGAAGUUGACUUUUCAUGCAAGCUUUUGGAAAAAAAGCUGCCCUGAGACAUUUGCAACUGCACACACUUCCCACUAGGCUGACUGAAAGCAUAAAGGAGGUGUUCUGCUGUACAUAAGCUUUGACUACAAUAGGUAGUGUCUAAUAAUCUUCAGAUACAUUUGUGGCUUCUUGCUGGAUUUCUGUAGCUUUGUAACUCAUGUUCUGUGUUGACUGAUGUAUUGUCAAUCCUGAACACAUUUUGUCUAUUUUAAAAUAUUACCCAAUCCAAGAAACUCCAGAGAAGAUAACUUCCUUUCAGUGAGGCAAACUGUCCUAAUAAUUAGAUUAUGAUUUUUGGUGUUUCCUGAGCUCUUAUAGAUGCAAAGCAAAAAAAAGAGGAGUGAUUUGAGAAAUUCAAGCCUGCUGUUCCACCAGAGGUGGACAUGGUUGAGGACACAGGGAAUUUUCUCUGCAAAGAUGACUAGCCCUCUGCUAUGAGUCAAUUAGAAGCUCUUUUGGAAAGAGGAUGACCUAUUGUAGAGAACAGUCUGUUUUCCAAUUUCUGUUUCCAAAACGGAAAGAUACUAGAAAAUGGUCAUUAAAUCUGAGAGUCCAGCUCUGAAAUAAAAGGCUUCAGCUGCAUUUAACUCUUCUUUUAACUAUUAAUGACUUGCAUUGUUGUGCAACAGCGUCACACUAUUUUCCUUGUAAUGGAGUGUGUUUGACUCAGCCAGUCCAUCUGAGUGGAUUUCCAUCAAUACUGCAUCCUCUCCAAGCAGUAUGGUAAGUUACUGGAAUGUGCUCGCUCACACUUGGCUAUGAAGUAAUUCUGCCUAGGAGCGGGUUAUUUCCUAAUUGUUCACCACUUGUUUCUUGGGUCACAUCUAUUGUGUGUCAUGCAACAAGAGCACAUGUCACUCAGAGACAGGAUGAGCCAUGUGUGUUUGUAGUGGAGUACAGAAGAACUUUUACCUUCUGAGGGAGAGAGGAACUUCUGACAUAGAUUAUUUUUAACUGGCUUGUUUUGAAAUAUCUGUUGUUCUUCAAAUAGGCCACUUCAGCUGAAGUAAAAGCUUCAUUUUUUAAGGUCCCACUCAAGGCUGAAGAGAUUACUGACUAGACUCUUGGUAAUCCACAAGAUGGUAUUAACUAGCAGCUGUCUUUUAUAAAUGCUGUAGAAAGCAAAACUGUACACCAGCUUCCUUCCCAGCUGCUGGUGAUGAAAUAUAGAUGCUGUCAUGAACCUGCUGCUUUAUUUCAGUGAUGUGGAUAUACAUAAGUUAAAGCUGAAAUAAAUACAGGUGUGCAACUUGUUGGUUUCUAUAGAAAUAACUUUUCAUCCUUAGGUUAUUUAUAUGUAGAUAACAGGCUGUAGAACAUUAGCACAGCAAUUGAAAUAUGCUAUGGAGGACUCCUGUUUGUAUGUAUGCGGGGCUAACAGUAAGGGGUUUUAUGUGUAUUCACAGUUUUUGAUUUUCAGAGUGUAUUUCCUUUGCUGUCUGAAAUCCCAUGCCAUGCAGAGUUGUGUGUGGCUGCAGUCUUACUGCAACAGGGCAGCUUGAGUCUUUCUCAUGCAUCAUGGGAAACCUAAUCAUUGUGGUGACUCAUACCAAGAAGUAGCAUGCUAACAUGAAGAGAUGAAUACUGACCAUGUCCUCAGCUGACUGUACUUAGUGGGUGUCUGGCUUCAAAGUUGUAACCUCUGCAGUCAUUACUUGGCCUGCAUUUCCUGUGCGUGAGCAUGUGUUUGGGUGUACACACCAUGAUGGACAGCAGAAAGAACUUGAUUUUUACAAGGAUAGAUUUAUCUAGCUCAAAAAUAAUAAUGCAAACAUGGAAGUACAUGGUCCAGUUUGAGUAUAUACAAUAUUUUAAAAGAAAAAUCUGACAGCUAAACUAUUAAAACACACACUCUUAGAAUUAAUGUAGUUAUACUCUUGGGGCUGUUACUCCAGAGUAGUUGGUGUCUUCAUAUUCUAAUGUGUGAGAUGUAUCUUAAAUAAACCUGUGCAAGCAGUUGAAUGUAUACAGCACUCAUGUUCAAAUCAGCAAACUUUUGACCUAAGGCUGAGCAAUAGAACAAUUUAGAUGGGACCUUUGGAGGCCAUCAAAUCCAGCCCCAUUCAAAACAAAGGUAUAUCAGGUUGCGAAGAGGCAUGUCCAGUCAAGUUAUUAAGAUCUUCAAGGAUGCAGAUUCCAAAACUUCUCUGGGCACCUUUUCCAGUGUUUCUGAAAGCUUUUGUGGUUUCUGUUUGUUUGUUUGGAUUUGUUUGUUUGGAUUUGUUUGUUUGGAUUUGUUUGUUUGGAUUUGUUUGUUUGUUUGUUUUAUUUGUUUUUGUUUUUCUUCCCCUUCUACUAUCUAACUAGCUUUUCCCUUGUUUUCACUUGGGUCUGUUGCCUCUUGUGCUGUUGCUGUACAUCUCCAUGAAGGGUCUGCCCUUGCAUUACUCAGUUGGUGACAGCAACAAGAUCUCCCUUGAGCUUCCUAUUUUCCAGACCAAACAUCUCCAGCUCUCUCAGCUUCUCCUCAUAUGUCAGGUGCUCCAGCGCCCCUGACUGUCUUGCUGGCCUCCCCUGGACUCACCCCAGUGCGUCCCUGUCUUUGUGCUGGGGAGCUCCAGCACCAACACACCAGUCCAGAUGUGGAUUCUCAGGUGUCAGAUGGGAGGAGUCACUUCGACCACUCCAGCCCAGGAUGCUGUUGGCCUCCUUUGCCACAAGGGCUCAUUGCUGACUCACAUUCCACUUGAUGUCCAUCAGCACCCCAAGGUCCUUUUCUGCAGAGCUGCUUUCUAGCCAGGGAUAUCAACUCCUGCUGCUGCACCAGGCCCUAUAUUAAGGGAGAGAUUGCUGCUCAUUUUAAAGAACAAGUGCUGAGAAUUGGAUUCUACUGGAUCUACUGGAUCACAGAGAUUGUGCAUAUCAUUGGAGAUGAUCUUGUCGCAAGCAGCCUCGAUCCAUGUGUUCAUUCACUGACGUCCAGCUUGUUACUUCACGAUCUUACUCGGCAAAGCGCCCAGGGCUUGCAGCAGUGACCAAAGUCAGAAGGAGCUGACUCCGGAACAUAUCUGGCAGGAUGAAAGACCGGCUGAACGAGCUGCGGGAAUGUGCCAGGUUACACAACCAACAUUUUUCUGGUAGUGAAGAUGAUGAAAAUUCACCCCAGGAUGUUCUCCUUUACGAGACUGAUUAUGCCUUGGAAAUUCUUCAUAAAGACAUACAGAACAUCCGGACAGAAAAUGACCACCUAAAAGAGGAUGUCAAGCGGCUCAGAAAGCAAAACAGACGCUUCCUCACUUCCAUGCGCCGUCUUAGUAGCAUCAAACGAGAUACUAAUUGUAUUGCCAGAGACAUCAAGGCCCGUGGAGAAAACAUCCACAGGAAACUCCAGAUAAUGAGAGAUUUCAGCGAAGAUGCAAUAACAAAAUACGGGGCAAUGUCUAUCAUUGCCAGGGUAGCAAAGAACCACUAUGUUGACCUCAUGCACGCCUUCCAGAAAGCGAUGUUUGAAUACAAUGCAGCAGAGAUGGACCAGCGGGAGAACUGCAAGAUUCGAAUUCAGAGGCAGCUAGAGAUCAUGGGCAAGGAUGUUUCUGGCAACCAGAUAGAGGAGAUGAUUGAGCAAGGCAAGUGGGACGUCUUCUCUGAGAAUCUCUUGUCAGAUGUUAAGGGGGCUCGCUCAGCCUUGAAUGAAAUAGAGACACGUCAUAAGGAGCUGGUGAAGUUAGAAGGCCGCAUUAAGGAAAUUCACGAGCUCUUUCUGCAGGUGGCACUGCUAGUGGAGGAGCAGGCGGACACCUUCGAUGUCAUUGAGAUAAAUAUGCAAAAUGUUGAGGACUAUGUAGGAGAAGCUAAAGACCAAGUGAAAAAAGCUUUGGAAUACAGAAGAAAACACCCCCUGAGAACAAUCCUCUGCUGCUGCAUAUCCUGUAUCAGAAGGUGACUAUCCCACUGAAGCAACCACAGACUGACUUGAAUUGUCUUCAAAAUGGAGCAUUCUUUCCAGUGACUUUUCUGUAAUGACAGCCCCUAGAAGUGGGAGGACUAUUUUGCAAUUGUUUUAUUCAUUGCCUUUUUCCUAAAUGUAUUGAUGGCUGCUCUAUUUGAGAGUUCCUACAAAUGUUGAUAAAGCUAUUUUUAAUCUAUUUCUAAUUGAAAUGUACUCUGUUGCUGUAACUGGAGUUGCAAGAGGAUCUCUGCAAUGAUACUUGUUUCAGAUAGACAGGAAAGAGGAAUGAAUGACGGGCUGAUAACUCAGCCUAGGGAAGAUGAGAAAUUUCAAGAAGUGACUUUAUUCUUACUUGUCAAAGUGACGCUGCAGGUGGUGCAGACUUACCGCCUGGGGUAGCACAACACACCACAGAAUCUGGAGGUUUCAGUUUUAACUCGUUUGGAGCCUGCUUGAUGCAAAUACUUGCACAGAUUUUUGUUCUGUUCAUUUGACAAAAUACUGAGCUUGUUAGCAGGAGCAGGACACAGAACUAGUUUCUAUUUCAGCUUGGUUUCCAUCUGUCACGAAUCUUAACAGAAGUAAUUGCACCUUAAAUGAUAAUAUGCACAUUUUGCUCUGUUUGCGUGCAAGUGAUUGAUUGCUUUUCUCCAUUUUGAGUACCCACAACUUCAUCAAUGUGGGUAGAAGUUCUGCAACACCAAGGCAGCUGACUUUUAACUUCAGCUACUCUCUGUACUUUUAGUUUCAAAACUGCCAUGCCUUUAUGCUUCUAAUACAUUUUUCUGCCAAAUAAUACUUCAGCCAGAAAAGAUGCACUGAGUAGCCUUCUGCAGAAACAGCAAUAAGAAGACGACAAUUGUGGGGUAAAGAAAGCAUUUUAGGGUGUCUUGUGCUGGCACAUACACACAAGCAGUUCUCAAUAGACUUUUAUUUUUUUAUAAGCAUUGAUUUAAUAUGGAUUUUUAAUAUCUAUUUUAAAUAACAUGAAGGAUUAAAUUUAUUAACAUUCUAUUUUGCCUGUGUAUAAAAACUAAGGCUUUUCUCCCAUUAUUAGGAAAUAUCCCCCUGGGAAAGAAAACAGACAUAUUUCUUCAGUACACCUGAAAAAGAAAGAAAACAACAUUUUAAUGUCAUUUCAGUGGUCUUUUCAAGCUUAAAAAUAAUCUCUCCUUUUGUGGAAGGGGAGUCUGCCCGCAGUAAGCUUAGAAUAUGAGGAAGCAGCCCUGGAAACCUCUGAGCAUUGUCAGUGAAGCAUGUAUUGAUAAGGUCUGGGGAGCAAUUACAGCUCCUGCUUCUGAAGGUUUUCCAUCUAUGAUAUUUCUAAGUGGCUUCCUGAUACACUGUGAUCUAUUGCUAUCCUUUGAAUUAAUGCAGGACUUUUUCAGACAUCAGUGACUUUUUUUUUAAAAAGCUGAUCCUAUUUGUACCUAUUUUAAUAAAUAUAUUUAAGCAUUUCAAAUAUUUUGCAUGUGGGAGUGUUUCUCGGGAGAUGUGCAUAGCCAUCUUCCCGAAUCAAUCACAGCGAGACAUUUCCCUUCUAGCCUUUUGCACACUAAUUUUGUAUGUGAAAAAACACCUGUACAUUUCUUACUAUUUAUAUCAGGGAUGUCAAGCUCAUUUUCACCGGGGGCCACAUCAGCCUCACAGUCCUAAAAUUACAUUUAGCCCUUUGAAGGCAACCACAAGGUUGAUGUGGUCCCCGGUGAAAAUGAGUUCGACACCCCUGAUUUACAUUGUCAUAAAAAACCACCAAAAUAAAUUCAACUUCCAAGCUUUCAUAUCCUAGUGGGACAUGCUUCUUGGCCAGACAGGUUUUUCCCACACAAACAGAAGCUAAAUGGAGAACUCGUCUCAGAAACUGAGUGUCUCUUACACUGAAGCACGUCUGUGACAGCGUGGAAGAGUGAGGAGUACUGAUCUUCUAAAGUAGAAGAUAUUUUGAUAUUCAGUGAUGUCUUGAUGCUGUCAGUAUUAUGCUUGCCUAGGGACCUCUGCAACAACCCAAUGUUCAAACUUGAAACAGGAGGAGGGCGUUGAGCUGGCACCAUGAAUACUUUGGUGUGACUAAACAAAACAAAGUCAUUUAUUCAGUAGGUACUGCCAUUCAAGCCAAUGGAACUGUGCAUUUAUAGAGAAAUACCCUAGACCUCUGAGGGCCAACAUGUGGGCAUAAAUCAAUGAAUAAUAAAAUACAUAUUUCAUUUUGUCUGCAUAUUCUUAGCACUCACCAAUGCUUUUGAUAAAAAUGUGUACAUAUUUUUUUUGGUUGGAUUAUUUUUUGCACAUAUGUCUGUCUACAAAUGGAAUAAAAGAUUUGAUAAGAAAAACUGAAA